CGCCCGCGCGAAACUGUAAACAACACGUGCACCGAUCACGCCACCGAGCGCGUCAUUUGAUGCCCCCACUCUCCCCACUACUAGCUUUGCCGGUAUAAAAGACGUGCAACGAUCAUUUUAAAGGCAGUCUUGGCUCUGGCGUGGCUCGGUGCACUAGUUGUACCUCGCUUGCUUAACCUAGACGCUCUGGAUAAUUAAUUUGUGGAAUCGAAUUAAUUAUUAUUCCGGUGUUAUAAUUUGGUCCCUAGACUAAUUAUACCCGGGUAUUAUUUAUUGUUGGAUUUAUAACAUUGUUUAGUUUAAUGAUUAAUUAACCUGUGAUUGCUGUUUCUCUGUAUUUGGUUGAAUAAACUAUUAUCAAGGAACUUCAUUCUUUAUUUUAACUAUGGCCGAUCCUCUUCCUACAUCAGAAGUGGGAUCGGAUCCACCUCCAUCUCAUGAGCAAACCAACUCAACCAACUGCAUGGAUCAGCAAAUGUCUCUUUUUUCUUCCGGAAUGGAAGCAAUUUUAUUAAAAUUAUCAAAUAGUUUAAACCAGAAUCCCGUCAAUCCACCUACCCCCUUUAAAUUGGUGGCAUUCGAUCCCGAUGACGCGAAUUCCGACGUAAAAGACUGGUGUACCUUAAGCGAAAUGAUUAUCAAAAAAAAGAACUUGGAGGAUGUUGACCUCAUUAUUGCACUCACUCACGCUCUUAAAGGUCGCGCCGCGACCUGUCUUACAAAAAUACGGCCAGAUAACAUGUCCUGGCAUGCUAUUAAGGAAAUAUUAAUCUCAAAAUUUUCAAAACCAAUGAUGAUGCAAGACUAUUUUGAUCAGGUUAUUAAGUUUCACCUUGGUAACAAAGAAAACCCAGCUGAAGCAGGAACACGCUUAUGGCAGCUUAUAGAAAAAAUCCCCAACGCAAACUUACCUGAAAAUGUUACAACGGGUUUUGCAAUUUCGAUUUUAUCUCAAUGUGAUGAUAAAAUACGUCGUGAGUUAAACUCUGUAAUUAUUAAUGAUAAGCAUCAACUCUUUCGUACUUUAAGAAGCUUCACACUUAAGAGGUAUAACGAUGACUCUAUCACGUCGGAAAUGGAACAAAAAAAGUUCCGCCCUUCUAUGCCAUUUAAAGGUUCCUGUCAUUUUUGUGGCAAAACAGGACAUCGGGGAAGCGAGUGUCGAUAUAAAAAUCGCUCAAUCGUUAAAAAUACUUCUAUGUCAGCUAAACCAGAUUCUUCGAAGACUAAGUCCUACUGCUACGUCUGCCUGGACACCAGCCACAUAGCCAGCGCCUGCCCCAAGCGGUACACGAAAAAAGAAGACGACGCUUCAAGCAGCAAGCAAGUCAACCUGUGCAGCAAGCCAUCUCGUGGGACUCUAGAAACUAGUGGUAUGAAACUGUCAUUUAUUUUUGAUUCUGGAUCAGAAUGCAGUCUUAUAAAACAAAGUAAAAGCAACUUACUGACCGGUGAAAGAUUUCAUGAACAAGUAAUUUUAAAAGGAAUAGGUGGCAACAACGUUAUCUCUUCUUUACAACUAAAAUGUGAGGUUUACGUUCAAACGCUUCUUCUAGAAAUUUUCUUUCACGUAUUACCAGACGAAUGUUUAAGCGAAGAGGUUUUAUUAGGCCGUGAUAUACUGAAAAAUGGAAUAUCCGUUGAAAUUAACAAUGAGAAACUGACUUUCUUUAAAACCAAAAUCAGUAACGUUUGUUCUAAAUAUAAUUUUGACUCGCAAUAUAUAGAUACUGACUUAAUAGGUCACGAUAAAGAAAUCUUGAUAAAUAUUUUAAAUAAAUACGCUGACCACUUUAUAAAUAAAUUGCCAACUACACAAGUCAGCACUGGUGUCUUAAAGAUAGAUUUAAUUGAUCCCAGCAAAAUAGUUCAUAGGCGUCCCUACAGAUUAUCUCCUGCCGAACUAAAUAUCGUUAAUGUCAAAAUUAAGGAACUACUAGACGCUAAAAUUAUCCGGGAAAGCUCGUCACCAUUCGCAAGUCCCAUUUUACUAGUGAAAAAGAAAGAUGGCAGUGAUCGUAUGUGUGUCGAUUAUAGGGAAUUAAAUAAAAAUACACGACCUGAUAGCUAUCCCCUUCCACUUAUUAGUGACCAAAUAAAUAAAUUAUAUAGAGCGAAUUUUUUCUCCACCAUUGAUAUGGCCUCUGGUUUUCACCAGAUUAAAGUUGACGAAGACUCCAUAGAAAAGACUGCAUUUGUUACCCCCACUGGUCAAUUUGAGUAUCUGAGAAUGCCAUUUGGACUUCGAAAUGCUCCACAGGUUUUCCAAAGAGCUAUAAAUAAAUCUCUCAAAGAACUCAACGACGAUAAAAUCCUUGUCUAUAUGGAUGACGUACUUUCUGCAUCAGAAACAAUCGAAAAAGGCUUAGCCAGACUCGAUAAAUUAUUGGAAACUCUUUCCAAAACAGGUUUUUCUUUUAACUUAAAAAAAUGUUCAUUUAUGAAAACUAAAAUUGAAUAUCUAGGGUUUAUUAUAUCUUCUGGACAAAUAAGACCAAACCCACGCAAAAUUGAAGCUCUGAAAUCGUUGCCGGCUGUUAGUCCAAGUACAACAUCGUAUGCACCUUCACUUUCACCUCUUCCAACGGACGAAGAGUCUAGGGAAGCCGAAAACCCCACCUUUGCUGUUGCGCAGGUGGUCCAAGAGACCUUUUUACCUGCGUCCACGAAGGCUGGGAAACCCAGAGUGCGCAUGAGAUGGUCACCUGAAAACAAAGGAUAG
Molecule: messenger RNA, 2722 nt
Organism: Spodoptera litura
Lineage: Eukaryota; Metazoa; Arthropoda; Insecta; Lepidoptera; Noctuidae
Biological process (GO): proteolysis
Molecular function (GO): nucleic acid binding; aspartic-type endopeptidase activity; zinc ion binding
Source: RefSeq, a predicted model, not a curated record